AUGCAUUCAUUUCUCAUUCCCUUUGAUGAAGAAUGUGUUGAACUUGCCAAAGGCAUUCCAACCUGGAAUGCUUCCUCACGACAAGAGUUUCUGCUACGAGCAUAUGCUACCCUUGGUGCUGCAGACAUCCUCAUGAUCGAAAAAAUGCUUGAUAUGAAAGGCCACAAUGCUAUUGUGCCUUGCCGUUCCUGCGAGAUCCAUGGUGUACGUGACAUUGAAGGAGGAGGAAAGACCUAUUAUUAUCCUCUUACUCCUCCCGGGGCAACCCAACAGAAGUAUGAUCCUCGAAAUCUUCCUCUCCGCACCCAUGAGGACUGGCAAUCCGCAGUUGAUGAGAUACAAUCUGUACCUGCACAUCAAAGUACAGCUCGCAAUCGCGCUGCGAUGCGUCUAGGGAUCAAAGGCAUGCCUGUGCUAGGUCGCCGUGUACAGUCCAUUGACUAUGCUCGCUCAUUUUCAUGGGAGUUUCUACACCUCUUUUUUGAGAAUCUCUUCCCAAACAUGGUGAUGAUGUGGAAGGGUGAAUACCGCAAUCUUGACUCCGGAACCCAGAACUACAUCAUAGUCCGCUCAAACUGGGAGAAGAUCGGAGCUGAAACCGCUGCUUGUGUUUCUCAUAUUCCAUCUGAAUUUGUUCGUGUUCUUCACAACAUACAUACAGAGCAGAGUGCUUUUACUGCAGAGUCGUGGUCUUUUUGGAUGAUCCACAUCGCUCCCAUUGUCUUGAAAGGCCGCUUCCCAGAUGAUAAGUUUUAUGACCACUUCAUGGACCUUGUCAAGAUUGCUAGACGGUGUCUAAAGUGGGAUCUUAGCAGCAAUGAAAAGAUGGAGCUCCGUGAGGAUAUUGUGAGAUGGGUGGAAUUCUACGAAAGGUAUGUCUUGAUGUCUCUGACAUAA
Stereum hirsutum FP-91666 SS1 is the source of this 897-nucleotide messenger RNA. RefSeq lists its product as uncharacterized. The record is from RefSeq and is a predicted model, not a curated record. The coding region runs from base 1 to 897 and encodes 298 amino acids. The transcript has a single exon. NCBI's taxonomy places the organism in Eukaryota, Fungi, Basidiomycota, Agaricomycetes, Russulales, Stereaceae.